AUGAAAGCAUGGCAAUACUCGUCCACUGCUGGCGGCAUUGAGAAGAACCUCGUCCUCAACCAAAAUGUCCCUGUCCCUUCACUGGCACCCUAUAUCGGCGCUCGCGAUUCAGUGCUGCUUGUGCGAGUCCUGUCAGCUAGCCUCAACCCGGUGGAUUACAAAGUUCCCGAGUUAGGCAUCGUCUCACGUGCCGUCACUGGUAUGCAGGCCACUCCAGGUCUUGACUUUUGUGGCCGCGUUGUCCAAAGCACUCCGACGGUAGAUGACUUUGCCGUUGGUGAUCUUGUGUUUGGCCAUCUCGACUUCCAGCAACAUGGUACUACCGGCGAGUACAUUGUGGUCCCGACCAAGCAUUGUGCCCGGGUGCCCGAAGGCGUGAGCAUUGAUGAGGCAGCUACCCUUGGUGUUGCCGCAGUCACGGCGUAUCAGUCGAUUUCGGGUUAUGUCAAACAGGGCGAUAAGGUCUUCCUGAACGGUGGUUCUGGCGGCACAGGAACAUUCGGUAUCCAGAUUGCGAAGGCCCUGGGCUGCCAUGUCACUGUGUCGUGCUCGCCUGCCAAAGCCGAGUUAUGUCGCUCACUCGGUGCCGAUGAGAUCAUUGACUACACCUCCGUUGACUUAUCCCGCGAGCUCAAGGCAAAGGGGCAAGUGUUUUCUCUUGUGGUUGAUAACGUAGGCACUCCUUCAGAUCUCUACAAGGCCUCCGAUGACUUCCUGCUUCCUACGGGAAGGUUCGUUCAGGUAGGGGUUCCCAUGAGUUUGAACACUGUCAAAAUGAUUGCGUCAAGAUCACUGCUCCCUUCGUUCCUCGGAGGGGGGAAGCGCACGUAUAUAGUCUGCUCCGUCCGGCACGAUCAGGAUGCCCUGAGACAGUUGGCACAGUGGGUCGCGGAGCGGACCGUCAAGGUAGUCAUCGAAAAGACCUACGAUAUGGAGGAUUUACCUAAGGCUUUUGCGAAGUUGAAGGAAGGAAGGAAUGCAGGCUUGCCCGAUCCCCUUACCGGGGCUGGUCUCGUCUGCACCAAGCGGUCCGCGGGCUCAAAGCUAAGCCCUUGUGGGAGCCAAAGCACCUAG
Messenger RNA from Thermochaetoides thermophila DSM 1495, 1074 nucleotides. RefSeq lists its product as uncharacterized. Lineage: Eukaryota; Fungi; Ascomycota; Sordariomycetes; Sordariales; Chaetomiaceae. Gene Ontology annotation, cellular component: mitochondrion. The record is from RefSeq and is a predicted model, not a curated record. The transcript is spliced from 3 exons. Bases 1 to 1074 code for a protein of 357 amino acids. Gene Ontology annotation, molecular function: oxidoreductase activity.